GGCCUUUCUGAUCCACGCAGCGCCCCCUGGCGGACGCGUUUUUUCCUCCCCUCAGGAAACUAACAGUCGACGCGUAACGCUACGAACCGUCCCGUAUAAAGCGAGGUCUCUUUACAACCCUAUAAAGCGCACAGUUGUCCCCUCACAGCCACUGUAUUCUCAAUAAAUGUCAACAGCACUGCGUGUAUUUUUAGCGCGGCCAUUGAUAAUGUCGGUGAGCGAAUGCGCAUAGAGGUCGUUCCCGGUUACAGAACGCCCGCGCGUUUUACACGGCAUGCCCGUGUUCAGGUUUGGUGUCAUUCUGACCCCAGAGCGUUUGGACAUCGAGGUGUUCGUGCUGGGCUCCCGGCCGGAGAUGGGUCACUGGGAUCCGGACCGAGCCGUGAAGAUGAGCCCGAGCCGCCCGGUUCUGUCCACCCGCGAGCCGCGUCUGUGGACCGGAGACGUGCGUCUGUCUGAGGCGCCCACGGACACGCUGUGGUUUAAGUUCAUAAAGCGUGUCGACGGAGACUUCAUUUGGGAAGGCAGUGGGCCACAUCAUGACCGACACUGUGUGUAUGACGACAGUAACAUGGUGGACGGGGUGCACUGCCAUCCCAUUGGUCACUGGAUUGAAGAGACGGGCCACACAGAUGAGAUGAAGCACACUACCAACUUUUACUUCAGCGUAGCGGGACAGCAAGCCAUCCACUUCUCUCAGGUGCUGCCACGUGUCUGGUUGGGCAGCUGCCCUCGACGGCUCGAACAUGUAACAAUAAAACUGAAGCAGGAACUGGGUGUUACAGCGGUGAUGAACUUUCAGACAGAGUUGGACGUCAUAAACAACUCCCACGGCUGCCGGCGUGACCUCAGCCAGCCCAUGAUCCCCGAGACCAUGACGAACCUGUACAAAGACUGUGGCCUUUCGUACAUCUGGAUCCCCACUCCAGACAUGAGCACGGACGGACGCACACGGAUGCUGCCGCAGGCCGUGUUCUUGCUCUACGGACUGCUGGAGAACGGUCACACAGUGUACGUUCACUGUAACGCAGGAGUGGGUCGCUCCACCGCCGCCGUGUGCGGGCUCCUGAUGUACGUGUUGGGCUGGGGACUCAGGAAAGUGCAGUACUACCUCACUUCCAGAAGGGCAGCGGUCUAUAUAGACGAGGAAGCGCUGGUGAGAGCCCAAAAUGACUUUCGUAUGAAGUUCGGACGCCUCCGGAUGUCUGCCUGCAACGCGGAGACAUGAAAACAGCGCCCUCUUCUGGACGGGAGAACAAAGAGACUUUAAUAACGGCAAAAACACUACUGUCGCACAUCGAUCCAGUGUAACCACAUGAGUGUAUUGCUCUGUUUAUCCUUUGAAAUGUUUUCCCAGGCUCGCCUGGUUAUUGUUCAUUCAUCUUGACAUGGUCGUCAUUUAAAAAGGCACCUUGAGGCAGCAGUCGCCUCAGACUGCUAAUGUAACGGUUAUUAUUCAUAUAUCUGCCCCUUUUCUCCUCUAACAUGCCUCUUUCAUUCAUUUACGAAUGUAACUAUAUUCUUGUUAUAUAUUCUUGUCAUAGCAAUUUCCCUGCCCUUGAAAUAAGCUGCCAUAAUGAAAAGCUCUUUCCACUUGACCUUUCAAUAAAUAUAGACUAGUGUCACCACAUUAGGAGACUUUGUGUGAAAAAUGAAAAGAUUUGCUCCAGAAAAUAAAAGAACAAAAAAAGGUUCAUUGGGUUACAUAGAAGGUACCAUUAAUGAACCUCAAGUCAAAUACAGGAAUAAAUAGUAGAGUGUAAGCACAAGAGGGAAAAAAGAGAAAUAUCGAUACAGGUUUUUCAUCCUUGUCCAGGAAAAUCCAAAAUAAUCAUUUAUACAAAUAACAGUAACACUAGGCCUGACAUUUACUUAAAUAAAUAUAAUCAAAUUCAAUCGAAUUGUAAUAAUAAUACAAAAAACACAAAUUAUAGAUACACUAGCAUGCAAACAUUUCAAAAUUAUUAUUUUGAUGUAACAUUACUUUAUUAUUAUUAUUAUUAUUAUUAUCAGCGUAGAAUUUAUUCGAAAUAUUUUGUGCCUUACAGGAAUAGUUCAACCAAACAUGAAUAUUCCGUCAUCAUUUACGCAUCCAUUUUUUUUGUUCUGCCAACACAAAGGAAAACGCUGUAAAAAAACAUUUCCUUACAAUUUACAGUAAAAAAAAAAAGCAGCCGUGGUUGCCAGAAUUCAACCGUAAAAAAUACGGUAACAGCAUUUUAGGUUUUGCGGUUUUAUUGUAAUUUAACGAACUGAUGUAAUGUUAAUAAACCAACCUAUUAAAGCA
Messenger RNA from Puntigrus tetrazona (Sumatra barb), 2287 nucleotides. It is a transcript of the gene epm2a, whose product is annotated as EPM2A glucan phosphatase, laforin. Bases 275 to 1228 code for a protein of 317 amino acids. Gene Ontology annotation, biological process: protein dephosphorylation. Gene Ontology annotation, molecular function: carbohydrate phosphatase activity; protein tyrosine phosphatase activity; starch binding. The record is from RefSeq and is a predicted model, not a curated record. Gene Ontology annotation, cellular component: nucleus; cytoplasm. The transcript has 4 exons. Lineage: Eukaryota; Metazoa; Chordata; Actinopteri; Cypriniformes; Cyprinidae.